AUGCCCGACUCUGAGUCAUGCUAUGGCAGAGCCAAUGCACACAACGCUGCUCCUAGUGCGCCUGCAUAUCAGGCUUUUCGAUUGAGUAGAUCUCGGUUUGUUCUCAUUCUGAGCAUUCUCCUUCUAGCAAACCUAGUUGGGGCAUUUGAUGGAACUAUCGUGGCGACUCUCACGCGUGUAAUCAUGGACGACCUGGGAGCUUCCUCUGUCAUCGCGUGGCUAGGUGCCAGUUAUCUUAUCGCAACUGCCUUGGUCCAGCCUCUAUGUGGCCAGUUCUCUGAUAUAUAUACACGAAGGACCUGCUUAUUGAUUGGAUGUAUAACUCUUUUAUUGGGGAAUAUUAUCUGUGGCACUGCAAAAUCAUUUGCAGUGCUCGUGGCUGGCCGAUUUCUAUCUGGGGUCGGAGGGGGCGCCUGCACUAUUAUGCCUACUAUCAUUUUAACAGAUAUAACCCCAAAAGAGAGGAGGGGACUCUGGCAAGGCAUCAACAACAUCACAUUUGCAUCUGGGUAUUCACUUGGGGGCAUAUUUGGUGGGCUUACGGCCUAUUACUGGUCCUGGAGAGGAUCGUUUCUGACUCUUAUCGCCCCUGCCUUUCUUCUCAUGGUCGGAGCGGUACUCAUACCAGAGCCGAAUGAUGUCCAGGGCGGGCGAAGAAGUCCCGAUAAUGAGAGUUUUCUAAGCACCAAUAGCGAGGACUGCCCCCUUCUUCCAAGGACAAGUUUGGGCCAGGGGAGCUUGGACAUAGUAGGAGCAACACUACUAUGCAUAGGGUUGGGAUUGUUAUUGGCAUCCGCUCAGCAACUUGACUUUGGUAACUCAAAUCUGAAUUUCAUGGUAAAUGCAUUUGGGUUUACUAUAUCCUGCAUCAGCCUUUCAGGUUUUAUUUAUCACAGUAUUUUUGUGGCUGACAGACCCUUACUACCACUCAAGCUCCUUACUAAUCCCCCUAGCAUUGGUUAUAUCUGUUUGAUGAACUUUCUAUCACUAUUCAGUUAUUUUAUUGGCGAAUUUUACUUACCAAUACUCAUGUCUCUUCAGGAGGAUGUCUCUUUGGAAGUUGUGGGCUGGUGCUUGAGCCCUCUGACUAUAGGCGCUGCGGUAGGAUCCCUACUUACAGGAGCGCUCCUAUCCCGACACAAAAGCUCGCAUUUAUUACUGGCUUCAUCGGUAGUUAUGUGCAUGGGACCUUUUGGAAUAUCUCUUUCUACUGAUUCAGGUUUCGUCAGGAUUCAUCAGCUUGUGUUCACAUUCAUAUGGGGGUUUGGAUUCGGUGGCGUCACAACUAUAAGCCUGGUCAAGCUGUUAGGAGCUAUUCCGACAGAUAUACAAGCGCCGACAACCUCGCUUAUGUACACUUCCAGAUGUCUUGGAGGAGCUUUUAGCUUACCGGUAGCUGGGUUUGUGCUCAAUAUGAUCAGAGAACACAGACUCCGAAGUCUUUUAAUACGGUUAACAGCGGCAGAAGAUCCAGACGUUCUACCAACACCUAUUCAAGAGCUUAUACAAAGCCUACUCGCUAAUCAGCCUAUAAAUCCAGAAAUGCCGGACUCGUGGAUCGCACGCAUACAGAAUUGCGAAAUACGCUCGGUGGCUUUCAUAUUUUUGCUCUCGGUGGUUUCGAGUCUGUUUACACUGUUGCUGUCACUCCUUAUUAUAUACGCGGAGGAAUAG
Messenger RNA from Fusarium fujikuroi IMI 58289, 1674 nucleotides. RefSeq names its product related to VBA1-Vacuolar Basic Amino acid transporter. The record is from RefSeq and is a predicted model, not a curated record. Gene Ontology annotation, molecular function: basic amino acid transmembrane transporter activity. The coding region runs from base 1 to 1674 and encodes 557 amino acids. Gene Ontology annotation, cellular component: fungal-type vacuole membrane. The transcript has 2 exons. Gene Ontology annotation, biological process: basic amino acid transport; transmembrane transport. Lineage: Eukaryota; Fungi; Ascomycota; Sordariomycetes; Hypocreales; Nectriaceae.